Molecule: messenger RNA, 3135 nt
Organism: Auanema sp. JU1783
Lineage: Eukaryota; Metazoa; Nematoda; Chromadorea; Rhabditida; Rhabditidae
Source: the annotation of a GenBank genome assembly
AUGGAUCGAACUCCUGAUAAUUCAGCUGCAGUUUUAUCAUUCGACAAUUUAGCCUGGUCCCCUACAGAAGAUGCAGUGCAUCUUUGGGAAGAGUCAAGUGUAAAUGGGGGAAGGUACAAAAAAUCAUUUGCAACAUCGACCCCUAAAGUUUCUUUUCAAAUUCACGACAGAAGACGAUUGGCUUGGCAUCAGCAACCAUCUACCUCCAACCCUUCAAGUAUACAACAUUCUGCGAACCGAGAAAAUAGCCAAGGUUAUCAAUUUUUCUACCACACUCAGUUUUCUCGCGGGGGCUUCCUAACUGGACUAAAACGUCGUGCAAGUUCAUUAUUGAGUUGGUCGAUAACGUCGCUACGGCGAGGUUCCGAUUCAGCUACUACACACUCUUUUUCUGGUAUUGAGAUUACAAGAGGUUGCGACGAAGGUGAUCUUAUCAAUUUAUCAGAAAUUUUUCCAUCUUCUUUCAUUGAUAUCCAGCAAAGUACGCUUAAUAUAAAGAAUUCGUAUCACAUGGGGUCUUUAUUUCGAAGUGAACAAGUUGCUCUUGUUGAGCUAAUCAUUACCAAAGAUGCCGCCUACGAGUGCGUCGGUGAACUUGGAAAAUUAGGGAUGGUCCAGUUCAAUGAUCUAAACCACGCCAAAAACCUGUUCCAAAGGUAUUUUGUCCGAGACACCCGUCGUUGUGAUGAAGUGGAGAGGAAAUUGAGGUUUUUGAAGCAGCAAAUUCAAGAAUGCACACCUCCCAUCCGUUUGGCUCCGCCACCUAUCACAAAUCCAGAUAUUCCUACUCUAGUAGAAGUUAACCAUAUAGAAACUAAACUCGAUGAACUCGAAAAAACAUUUACAUUGCUCAACAGAAAUGAAUCACAAUUAAGAAAAAAUAUGAAUGAAAUGAAAGAAUUCAAGUUCGUUCUAGAGCGUGUUGAACAGUUUUUCGAAAUUCAUAUCGAAGAUGAAGCAAUGUUUGAAAUCGAAGCAGCCAGUGGGAAAGAAGAGCCUUUUUCCAAGUCUUUCGGCGGCGCUUCCGGUAUGGAAGUACCUUUAACUCCUUUAACACCUCUACUAACUGACAAUGAACAGAUGGAAAACGCUUGGUUUGUGGCUGGUGUGAUUCCGAGAGAUAAACGCACAACGUUUGAACGUGUUUUGUGGAGGGCAUGUCGUAGAACAGCCUUUGUCCGCACUUCCGACAUCAGAAUAACCGUAGAAGAUCCAGAGACUUUGAAUCCAGUUGAGAAGUGUGUAUUCAUAGUAUUCUUCAAAGGAGAAAGUUUGAAGCAAAUCAUCGAUAAAGUUUGUGACGGUUUCAAUGCAAGACAAUACCCUUGUCCGAAAUCGUCAAAGGAACGUCAGCAUUCUCUCUUUGAUUGCGUAGCUCGAAUCAAUGAUUUGAGCGUCGUUCUGGACACAACCCAAGAACAACGAUUCACGAUACUCUCGAGAAAUGCGGUCGAUCUUCCUGACUGGUGUCAGAAAAUUCAUAUGCUUAAGGCUAUUUAUUCCACACUCAACAUGUGCACAGUGGACACAAACGGUUUCUUGGCUGCUGAGUGCUGGAUACCAGAAGCGGAAAUGAACAAUGUUUAUGAAGCAUUGCAACGUGGAUUGGAGCAGAGUGGCUCUGACGUGUCUCCAGUUAUGAACCGUAUUCAAACUUCCCGAUCACCUCCUACGUUCCAUAGAACUAACAAGUUCUCUAAAGUUUUUCAAUCUAUUGUGGACUCCUAUGGUGUAGCAAGUUAUCGCGAAGUCAAUCCAGCGCCUUUCACAAUUAUAUCGUUCCCGUUUUUGUUCGCCGUGAUGUUCGGUGAUGCCGCUCACGGCUUGAUUCUCUUCCUGACCGGUCUUUUCUUCAUUUUGAAGGAGCAGCAAAUUUUGAACAAAAGAAUAAGAGAUGAAAUAUUCAACACAUUUUUUGGUGGAAGAUAUAUCAUCCUUUUGAUGGGAUUGUUCUCAAUUUACACAGGAAUGUUAUAUAAUGAUGCGUUCGCGAAGUCUGUGAAUGUGUUUGGAAGUCGUUGGAGCAAUCCUUACAAUCAAUCUGAAUUACAAACUUGGAUUGAUGCGUCCAGCAAAAAGGAAAUAUAUCGGGAGCUCGAUCCUGUGAUUGCUUAUAAUAAUACCGCCGGACCUUACCCAUUUGGAGUUGAUCCUGUUUGGAAUAUUGCUGACAACAGAUUAUCAUUUCUUAAUUCAAUGAAAAUGAAAGUUUCAGUCAUUCUUGGUGUGACUCAAAUGACUUUUGGAGUCUUGCUGUCGUUCCUCAAUUACAGAUUUUUCAAGUCCAAUGUCGAUAUAUUCACUAACUUCUUACCUCAGAUUGUGUUCCUGACUUGCAUAUUCAUAUAUCUAUGUGGUCAGAUGAUUGUUAAAUGGUUAUACUUCUCAGCUCAUCCAGGAGUCAUUUUCGGCCAAGAGUAUCCAGGCCCCUUCUGUGCUCCUUCUCUGCUGAUAGGAUUAAUCAAUAUGUUCAUGUUGAAAGAAAGACCUGUAGGAUUUAUGGAUGGUGAGAAUAACCAUGCCAGCUGUUAUUUGAAUCAGUGGUAUCCCGAUCAGUCUUUAUUCGAAACGAUCCUGCUGGCGAUCGCAGUCGCUUGUAUUCCAAUAAUGCUAUUUGGAAAGCCGUUCUUCAAAUAUCUAGAAAAUAAAAGGAAAACUGGUCAUAUUAAGCUUUCUGAGGUCAAGCAGGAAGAAGGACAUGUAAUAAGCGCAGAGUCUUCGGAUCAUGGAAUGACUGACAUCAUAGUUCAUCAGGGUAUUCACACGAUCGAGUUCGUUCUUGGAUGUGUGUCCCAUACAGCUUCCUAUUUGCGUCUCUGGGCCUUGAGUUUGGCACAUGCACAACUCUCUGAAGUACUUUGGCAUAUGGUUCUGAUUUCCGGUAUGAACGCCGGUGGAGACGGAAUAGUCGGCUACUUUGUGACUUAUGCGGUGUUCUUCAUUUUCGCAAUACUAUCACUUUCGAUAUUAGUGCUGAUGGAAGGAUUAUCCGCUUUCUUACAUGCUCUUCGUCUUCAUUGGGUUGAAUUCCAGUCGAAGUUCUAUGAGGGUGCUGGUCAUGCUUUCCGCCCAUAUUCUUUACAGGAUGCUCUUGAAGCUGCUCAAGAACAACUAGAAAGAGUAGAAGAUGGAUAA